CAAAAGAAAGAAAUACUUCUAUUAAUGUAACAUUUAGAGUCAUAGAGGAAACAAGCCAAUAAAUGUGGUGUUUUCCCCAGGAGGCUCUGACACAACUUCCACAAUUUCAGUUACAUCAUACCUUAAUUUCUUGAGCAGUGUGGGCUUCUGCCAAACAGACCAAGAUUUUACCCUCACUAAUAUCAAGAAAAGAGAGAUACAAAAUGAUUCGCUGUUGUACUGCGGCACAAGGACAGUAUGCGGAGUUUGUGUGCCUAAAUUUUGUGUGACAGGUACUUCGUGGUUUUCCAACAGAGAACUGGAAAGUUUGGGUUUCCGAGACGUCAUUGCACCACACAGUUUGACUAACGCCCUCUUUCGUGUUGUAGAACGUAAUAGGUGUUAGAUUCAAAGAAAUGAGGCCGCACCAUCACAGGCAGAAAUGAUAAAGGAAGUGAUUGUUAGUAGAGACAACAUGCUGCCAGAGGCGAAGAGCAGCUGAACAUGUGGCUUCCCUUCUGAACUAUCAACAGACAAGUUAGCAUGUCUUGUCUGCAAGACAGAUUUUCACCACUUCCUUCCUUAAGUCUGGGACACCUUUGCUCCGAUUCAGUCAUCUGAGUACUGUUAGGGUCCCACAAUUCAACACCUUAUCGAGGUCCCUUGUAAUGACAUCAGCUCAUCCAACACACUGGAUAAAUUGUGAUACAUUCUAAGUUAUUUCUACAGCACCUCUUUCCAAAAAUGAAGUCUACAGCAGGUCCCAUUAUGAAGGAUGAGAAUUGUGUGGUAAACGACAAGAUGGUGCCAUUUGGUACACUCUACAUCAUUAUCUUCCUGAUAGGCAUGGCUGGCAGCCUGGUGGCACUCUGGGCAUUUAUACACAGUAGAAACUCCAAAAAGUGCAUGAAUGUCUACCUGAUCAACCUUCUGACCUCUGACUUCUUGCUGACAUUGGCAUUGCCGGUCAAGAUCGCUAUAGACUUUGGUGUGGAAUCCCAGAGACUAAGAAUUUUCCACUGUCAAGUCAGUUCACCACUCAUCUACAUCAACAUGUAUGCCUCUAUCAUAUUUCUUGCUUUUGUCAGUGUACAACGUUACUUCCAGAUCACCCAGAGCUCCAAGCUGUUCCGUCUGCAGGAGGUGGGCUUUGCCCUCAUGAUGUCAGCUGUAGUCUGGCUUCUGGUGCUUUUCAUCAAUGUCCCCAACAUGGCCAUCCCAAUCAAGGACAAGAUUUCUAAUAGCACUUUAAUAACAUGUAAAGAUAUUAAGCAGGAUGUUGGCAAGCACUGGCACACACUCUCGAUUUUUCUUGGCAUGGCAAUUUUCAUGAACGCCUCUGUGGCUGUGCUUAUGUCCAACGGCCUGGUGCUGAAACAGUUUUGGGGCAAACGUGGAGGAGACCCUGAGGAGGAGGCCAGUGCUCACCAUGCCACUCUUAAUAUCGCAAUGGUGACAGUGGCUUAUGUUGUGUGCUUUGUGCCAUAUCAUGCUGUUCGAAUGCCUUAUACAUUUACACAGAAUGAGAUAAUCACUGACUGUGGCAUUAGGAAGCAUCUAUUCUUAGCCAAAGAGUCCACUUUGCUUCUUGCCAUCCUAAACCUGUGCUUUGACCCAGUGCUUUACUUUUUUAUUUGCCCCUCAUUCAGACAUCAGAUCACACAGGUUUUCACUAAAAGGAGAAACCUAGACAGAAACAUUGAAUCUGACCCAGAUCAAAAGCUACAACUACAGCCAGUUACAUAAGCAGACAGAAUAGAUGUCAGAUAAAAAAAAAAGUCUGAAACAGGAUGUCAUUUACCAGCACUGCACUAGGCACGCAGUGUGUCAGGGUCUAUAAAACCAAUACGGAGAUGCCAGAUAUAUAAGCAACAAGAGAAAUAUUAUGUUCUCUCACAUAAGUCACAAAGUUUCUACCAGAUAAAUAACUAUGUAAACUAUUAACAUAAUAUUAAAACUAUAAUAGGUACAAUUUAAAGCUAAGCUGCAUACAAAGUAUCUAAGACCAAAAAUGAAUCAGGUUUUUUGUUUGUUUGUUUGUUUGUUUUCACAAAAUAGGAAAAAUCUUGAACUGCCUAGCUUUGCACAAUGAAAACAUCCUGUUUACUAAGUCUGUUUACUAGGUCUACAUAUUAACAUUUCUCUUAAUAUAUUGUGCAUUUUAAUUUACACAAAUGGAAUUAGUUGCUCAUAUGUAGAAUUAAAUAAUCCUGAGAUUUCAAAUGGAGGAAAUAGCAAACAUUCAUUUAAUGUAUUUAGACAAUAGAGGAUAUUGAACAGUUUAAUGUCAGGCAGAAAAUUCUUUAUAGUUUUCUAAAUGCUGCCAUUUGACUGCAGGAAUUUGACCAAACAUCAGGCAAACCAUCAUGGUGUUGUGCUUUUAUGUAAGAAACAUUAUGUAGCUCCUGUUUAGCUGAUUAUUUGAAUUUGGAAUAAUCUUUUUCAAACACUGAAUGCUUUUACAUCUGUUGGUGGAGUUUACCAUAUCAGUAUUCACAGUUAUAUGGCUCCUCAUGAGACCAAGUGUUAAUAAGUAAAUAUUUACUGUUAAAAAUGAUUUUUAACCAAUUACCAAGAAAGUAACCAGUUUUAUAAAAUAUGAGCACUGAAUAGAUCACACAGGGAAAAGCCCUGAUAUGACUCAUUGUUUUAGUGUGUCACACUGCUUUCUCUGACACCCAUUAUGUUUUCACUUUUACAUUUAAAAACUGCUUCUGAUUUAUAAAUCUUGUAUAUUUAUCUUAUUGUGAUCUUUUCUUCUCUUCAUGUUUAUAUAAUCAUCUGAUAUUUUCCAGUAAAAAGUACCACAGAUGAGAGAUGCUGGGAACCCAAAAACAGACAGAGACCUGUCUAUGAAUCAUGCCUUGACUCAUGCCUUAAACGGUUGACAAAUGUUAACACCUACUGGUUAUUUCUCAUCACUCCAUGUCUAGACAUAUUCAGUUGGCCAAAAAGGCCAGAAUGUUAUUUUAGCUAUAACAUGGGUUUUCCCAUUUCAUAUGCUGGAGUAUUUUUCAUUUAUAAUUACAGAUGUGGUAAGGAAUGACUUUAUUAAUUUAUUAUUUUUAUUUUUAACUUUAUAAUAAUGUAAAUGAAUUAAAAACACCAAACAUUAGUAUUGCAUUUGGAAAUAUUGAAACAUUCUUGUAAGACCACAAAAUAUGUCUUAAACACAGACUGAUGCAUUUGAAUAAUUAUGUAGUAGUCUUAUGUGGGAGAGGAGUUUUGUUUAUCUCUGAUUGAAGAUGUUAUUUUAAUUAAUAAAAGUCUUGUGAGUUUGCUGACACUCUGAUCUAGUAAGCAAGGUAUUGAUCAGCACAAACAUAGUGUUUUUAUUUUUUAUCACUUUAUAACUCUAACAACACAACAUGGAUACCCUUUAGAUCUCAACAACUGCUGCUGUUUAUUUUUCCCUUCUGUUUAUUUUGCAUGUAAAUGUUACGAAACAGCUUUUGUAGUCUGAUACGAUCAUGAAAUAACACUUCCUGUUUUCAGUUAG
Messenger RNA from Ictalurus furcatus (blue catfish), 3478 nucleotides. RefSeq names its product G protein-coupled receptor 171 (gene gpr171). Bases 724 to 1725 code for a protein of 333 amino acids. NCBI's taxonomy places the organism in Eukaryota, Metazoa, Chordata, Actinopteri, Siluriformes, Ictaluridae. Gene Ontology annotation, biological process: G protein-coupled receptor signaling pathway. The record is from RefSeq and is a predicted model, not a curated record. The transcript is spliced from 2 exons. Gene Ontology annotation, cellular component: membrane. Gene Ontology annotation, molecular function: G protein-coupled purinergic nucleotide receptor activity.